AUGAACCUCAGAGUCCUUCCUCUGCUUUACAAUCCCCAACCAACCAAGCCUCACAAUGAUGCCCGUCAACUUCAACUGCUGCAACUCCUGCUCCGGCUGCAACUCUGGCUGCCAGUCCUGCGCCUGCACCUCUUGCGCCUGCAAGAACUCCAACUCGAUGCCAGUCAGCUACAACUGCGGCAACGCCUGCACCGGCUGCAACGCUAG
Molecule: messenger RNA, 207 nt
Organism: Coprinopsis cinerea okayama7#130
Lineage: Eukaryota; Fungi; Basidiomycota; Agaricomycetes; Agaricales; Psathyrellaceae
Exons: 3
Coding region: 1-207 (68 amino acids)
Source: RefSeq, a predicted model, not a curated record